UCUCACUCUCGCUCGAUCACUCGCUCUCCUCGUCCCAACUCUUUCUCUUUCUCUGCAUGCCUCAUCGCAUCAACCUCUUCGCUUUCUUUCUUGCUCUUCUCGCCAUUCUUCUCCUCGCACGCAACUGGAUCUUUCCUCAACAACCACACCAUCACCUAGACCGUUCAGACGAUAUGCAGGGCAAGAAGCACGUCGGCUACUUUGUGAACUGGGGUAUCUACGGGCGCAAGUUCCCGCCGCAGAAGAUCCCCCACCAGCAUCUCACGCACAUCAACUACGCCUUCGGCAAUGUGAACAAGGAUACGGGCGAGGUCCACCUCUCGGACAAGUGGGCCGAUGUCGAGAUUCACUACGAGGGCGACAGCUGGAAUGACCAGGGCACCAACCUCUACGGCUGCCUCAAGGCUAUCUACUUGCAGAAGAAGCAGAACCGCAACCUCAAAGUUCUGUUGAGCAUUGGCGGGUGGUCCUACUCGCCCAACUUUGCCAAUAUCGGCGACGCCAAGUGGCGCCAGACCUUUGUGCAGUCCGGCGUCAGGUUGGUCGAGGACGUGGGGUUGGACGGUCUCGACAUCGACUACGAGUACCCCAAAACCCCCGCCGACGCCAAGGCGUAUGUUGCUCUGCUCAACGAGCUGCGCGCCGCACUGGAGCACCUCGCGCAGUCCAAGGGCAAGCCUCCCGGGCAGUACCAGCUCACCGUCGCCGCGCCGUGCGGCAACGAGCAGGUCAGCGUUCUGUGCAUCCAGGAGAUGGACCGCGUGCUCGACUUUUGGAACCUCAUGGCCUAUGACUUCGCUGGCUCAUGGGACAACGUCUCGGGCCACCAAGCCGCGCUGUACACGGACAACCCAAACGGCAACUCGGUCGACGGCGCCGUGCGGAAGUACCUCGCGGCGGGCGUGCAACCGCACAAGCUGGUAAUUGGGAUGCCGCUAUACGGUCGCGCAUUCAUGGGCACCUCUGGCCCGGGGCAGCCGUACAAGGGUGUGGGCGAGGGGUCGUGGGAGAACGGGAUGUGGGACUACAAGGACCUGCCGCGCCCCGGGGCGGAGGUGAUCAACGACCACCGGCUGGGCGCGUCGUACUGCUUCGACCGCGGGACGGGGCAGCUCGUGUCGUACGACACGCAGGCCAUCGCGCACCAGAAGGCGACAUACAUCAACCAGAUGGGACUGGGCGGCGCCAUGUGGUGGGAGCUCGACGCUGACAAGGAAGAGAGCACGGGACAGGCGCUCGUGCGCACUGUGCGCGAAGUGCUGGGCCAGCUUGAGUGGCGCGAGAACGAGCUGUCGUACCCCGGCAGCAUGUACGAGAACCUGCGCAAGGGGAUGAACUAGGGUGCAACCGAGGGCCAGAGCCCCAGGCCCAGUAGACGAUAGACACCCGCACACGAUGGCAAGUAGAAUGCAUCCAUCUCCGAUGACCCCGCUACUUCGUCUCCGGGUAGUACACCAUGAGCCCUAGGCCCUUGUGGUACGGCACGGUGAUGUGCUGGAACGCCGGGUCGGAGUUGACGUACGCGAGGAGGUCCGCGUACCGCUCAGCGCUCGCAAUCGUGUUAU
Messenger RNA from Cutaneotrichosporon oleaginosum, 1565 nucleotides. Lineage: Eukaryota; Fungi; Basidiomycota; Tremellomycetes; Trichosporonales; Trichosporonaceae. The record is from RefSeq and is a predicted model, not a curated record.